UUCCAUCAUGUCUCAAUUUCAUCAAGUUAAUUUCUCAUUAAAUCAAGAAAAAUUCUUAAAACAGCUCAGAAAUCAAAAAUUUACAAUGUUGAAAGUAAGUUCAAUUCCAAAAUCAUCAAAAGCAUUUGAACUGUUGUGCUCAUCAUGGUUCAUAUCGGAAGUGCUUUCCAUUCCUCAUUUAUUUGUUAUAAAAUUGAAAGUUGAAGAAAAAAUUGAUGAAAAUUUCGAUGAAAUCUAUAAAAAUCAAUUAAUUCAACUUUCUGCUGAGCUAUCAAAGCAGAUUGUAAUUGUUUUAGUGUCGAAAGUAGUGCAUUAUCACUGCAAAUUUUAUUGGAAAGCUAGUGGAUGUGAAAAUUUCUAUUCUGUUGAUGUUAACAAGGGAAAUGAUAAAGUUGUUGGAAAAUAUUUGCUUGGAUUUUUGAUAAGGGAGAUUAAGAGUGGAAAAUCAGGAAUCCUGCGACAGUCGCAAGACAAAGAUAAAUUUGAACUUAAAGACAUUGGAAAUUUCAAUGGACGCUCCCUCCUCACUAUUGCUGUUUCAGAAUGCUUUAAACAAGUCGUCAGAAAACUUUUAAAAUACAAAUUCAGCUUAGACCACAAAGACUCAAGAAACCUAAAUGCUAUCGAUGUUGCAUGGGUCAACUACAUAGAAUCCAGCAACAACAAAGUAAAAAGAAGAAAGUACAAUAAAAUUAUUUUGAUGCUCCUCGAAGCGAACUCUAAAUUGCCAGGUCCUCAUGUUGGAUUUGAAAUGAAAAAGACAUCAAAAGAAGUCCACAAAUUUAUAAGAGAAUGUGAAAAUUUCCAUGAAGAUGACAUUGCUGAUCCAAAUUUAAAGAUUUUGAGUUAAAUUGUGCAAAAAUCUUUUUUUGAAAUAUCCAAUAAAUCAUCUUUUUGCAUCAAUCAUGUUUUGAAAUGAUAAUCU
Messenger RNA from Chironomus riparius, 925 nucleotides. The record is from the annotation of a GenBank genome assembly. Lineage: Eukaryota; Metazoa; Arthropoda; Insecta; Diptera; Chironomidae.